UAUGUACGAAACAACCUGCUCUCUAGUCUCUACUAUAAAUUCACAAACACAUGUCCCGGAUAUUUAAACACCUUCAAAUCUUCAAUAGAUUAUAGAACAGACAUGGCCACUACCAACUUUCUCCCUUUAUGUGACAAAACUACUCGGAAAAACACUGCACAAAGAGCCAUUGAUAUCAUAAUCCUCUUCCUUCUCCUUUCUCUCCUUGUUUAUCGUAUCCUCUUGCUCAAAGACCAUGGCCUCACUUGGCUCCUUGCCUUCCUAUGCGAAUCAUGGUUCACCUUCACCUGGGUUCUAGUCAUGAGCAUCAAAUGGAAUCGUGUUGAAUACAAAACAUACCCGGACAACCUCUUGCCAAGGGUAACGGAGCUUCCCUCAGUGGACAUGUUUGUAACAACUGCGGAUUCUGUGCUUGAACCUCCUAUCAUCACCAUAAACACCGUGCUCUCUUUGUUGGCAGUUGAUUACCCAGCUCACAAGCUAGCCUGCUAUGUAUCCGAUGAUGGCUGUUCUCCCUUGACCUACUACUCUCUUUCUGAAGCCUCAAAGUUUGCCAGGCACUGGGUUCCAUUCUGUAAGAAGUACAAUAUUCAAGUUAGAGCUCCAUUUAGAUAUUUUGCCGAUAAAUCCCUAACAUUUAGUGACAGCUCUUGGGAGUUCCAACAAGAAUGGAAAAGGAUGAAGGUUGAGUAUGAGCAGCUUUGCCAUAAAGUUGAGGAUGCCUCCCAAAAGUUCAUGCCAAGUGAUUUUAGAGGGGAGUUUGCAGAAUUCUUAAAUGUAGAUCGCAAAAACCAUCCAGCUAUUAUCAAGGUUAUGUGUGAGAACAAGGAAGGUCUUGCAGAUGGAUUACCGCAUUUGGUGUAUGUGUCUAGGGAGAAGCAACAUAAGCAUCCACAUCAUUACAAAGCGGGUGCCAUGAACGUUCUAACAAGAGUCUCUGGAUUGAUGUCGAAUGCUCCCUAUAUGCUGAAUGUAGACUGCGAUAUGUUUGUUAACAAUCCAAAAGUUGUUCUUCAUGCAAUGUGCCUGCUACUAGGUUCCAAGAGUGAAAAAGAAAGUGCAUAUAUUCAAUUCCCACAGAUGUUCUAUGAUGGAUUAAAAGAUGACCCAUAUGGCAAUCAACUUGUGGUUAUGUUUGAAUAUAUGACGCAUGGAUUGACUGCACAUCAAGGACCGCUUUACGGGGGAACCGGAUGUUUCCAUAGACGAAAAAUUAUUUAUGGCUUAUAUCCAGAUAAUGUGGAAUCAAUAAACGGAAAAUUGGUUGAGAAUUGGCUUUUAGAAUUUGGGAGUUCAAAAGAGUUGAUCAAGUCAGCAGCUCAUGCUUUAAAAGGGAAUACAGAUCCACCUAACCAUCUUUCAGACUCUAUUGAAGCAGCACACCAAGUCGCCAAUUGCAGCUACGAAUAUAAUAGUAGCUGGGGUACGGAGUUGGGCUGGAGAUAUGGAUCCGCGACAGAGGACGUUUUAACUGGGCUAACAAUACAUAAAAAAGGCUGGAAGUCCGUCUUUUGCACGCCCAACCCACCGGCCUUUUUAGGGUGUGCACCAUCGGGUGGGCCUGCUGCAAUGACCCAACAAAAGAGGUGGGUCACUGGCCUACUUGAAAUUCUAGUGAGCAAAAAUUGUCCCAUAUUUGCCGCCCUGUUUGAGAAGCUCCAAUUCAGGCAAUGCUUGGCCUAUUUGUGGCUCCUUUAUUGGGGCCUACGCUCCAUCCCUGAGCUAUGCUAUGCUGCUCUUCCAGUGUAUUGUAUCAUCACUAACUCCUCCUUCUUACCAAAGGUUGAUGAACCAGUCUUCUGGGUACUAGUUGCUCUCUUUGUCAUUUACAGCCUAUACACUUUAUCCGAAUACCUACGAACUGGCCAAUCAAUCCGAGCUUGGUGGAAUAGCCAAAGAAUGGCAAGAAUUACGACCAUUACAGCAUGGUUCUUCGGAUUACUGAGUGUUGUGUUGAAGCUCUUAGGAAUCUCAGAGACAGUUUUUGAAGUGACCAAAAAAGACCAAUCUGGUGACUCUAUGAAUGAUAAUGAUGCUGGGAGGUUCACCUUUGACGAGUCCCCAAUUUUCGUGCCAGGUACAACCAUUUUUCUACUACACCUGACUGCACUAAUUGUGAGCUUUUUGAAGCUGCAACCACUAGCUCAUGAUGGGCAUGGGUCAGGGCUAGGAGAGGUCUUGUGUAGUGUGUGGUUGUUGCUAUGCUUUUGGCCAUUUUUGAAAGGGUUGUUUGGAAAAGGAAAGCAUGGGAUCCCCAUUUCCACCAUAUGCAAGGCAGCUGCUUUGGCCUUACUUUUUCUACACUUGUGUAGAUGGACCACAAUGGGUUGAGACUUCGUUCAUGCACUUAUAAUAAUGUUUUCGAAUAUUCUUUUUAAGAUUCGAAUUGUUGCUGGAAACAUUGAUGAUCAGAUCCACUUAUGUACGUGUCAACGUGGUAUUCUAAAGGACCAAAACAAGAGACUACAUUCGACCUUACUCUACUAUACCUGUGACAUCUCACAUCGUCUAAGUUUAGAGAUCGAGAUA
This is a messenger RNA of Corylus avellana, 2529 nucleotides long. Its product is annotated as cellulose synthase-like protein H1. Gene Ontology annotation, biological process: cellulose biosynthetic process. Gene Ontology annotation, molecular function: cellulose synthase (UDP-forming) activity. NCBI's taxonomy places the organism in Eukaryota, Viridiplantae, Streptophyta, Magnoliopsida, Fagales, Betulaceae. The record is from RefSeq and is a predicted model, not a curated record. Gene Ontology annotation, cellular component: membrane.